Aethina tumida (small hive beetle) is the source of this 768-nucleotide messenger RNA. RefSeq lists its product as uncharacterized. The record is from RefSeq and is a predicted model, not a curated record. Lineage: Eukaryota; Metazoa; Arthropoda; Insecta; Coleoptera; Nitidulidae. Gene Ontology annotation, molecular function: phosphatase inhibitor activity; transcription corepressor activity; chromatin binding. The transcript is spliced from 2 exons. The coding region runs from base 179 to 712 and encodes 177 amino acids. Gene Ontology annotation, biological process: negative regulation of phosphatase activity; negative regulation of transcription by RNA polymerase II.
UUAGAACAAUACUUCAGUUUGUUUCUAUAACCUCACAAAAUCGCAAUUUUAGAGCAUCAAAUAGUUAUCUUAUUGAAUAAUGCCAACAAAUUAAACAACAACAUUAAAACAAUUGAAAAAACGAUCACUGGAACAACAACAUAACCUCAGAAAAUCCUCAGUAAACAUGUAAUUAAAAAUGGACAAAGCACGUAAACAAUUUGCCGACCGUACCUCGUACCUGACGCGUCUCAACGACGACAUAACGAGCAACGAGGCCCUGUUGGAACAGUGCACCAAAAACAUCGCCCAAUUGGAACUGAACAAGGCGUCAGUGAACCAACUGAGCGAAUAUCCGGAGCACGAAGCCCUCAUACCGCUGGGCAAGAACAUCUUCAUGCCCGGUCGCCUAAUACACACCGGCGAAUUCGAGGUGAGGGUGGAUGCGGAGCCGUACUCGUAUCAGGUGUUGAAGUCGUGGAAGCAGACCAUGCAGGGCAUCGAUGAGAGGAUCAAGCAGCAGAAAAAAGUGUUAAAGGACGUGGAGACGGUCAUCAAUCAGAUUCAAGAGCGGAAGAACGUGAUACUGGGACUGGAAAGUGAGAGUCAGCUUUUGAAGGACGAGUUGCCUGUAGCAGACCUGAGUGGGAUGCCUCUGUCAAUUGAGUCAGACAAGGGGGUUGCUGUGAAGGUUGGAAACUAUUUCGAGAUCAUAGAAUAUGAGGAGAAUUAAUUUAUGUUUUGUAUUAUCAUGUAUUUAUUAGUGUGAAUAAAGUAUUUUGUAUUUUA